AUGUCGUUUGAGGCCACCACCAAGUACCUUACGGACCCAAAAUGGCCCCUUGAGGAAAUAUCCAAGUUUGAGUAUGCUGUAGGGCUCUCACCGACAUCCCAAUUUGUUCAGAAGCCUUAUUUGGAUCUUUUUAGCCACGCAAAAUCCGCCUCCCGUUCCAACGCCAUCCUACUUUCUCGACUCUUGGACUUGUACUUAAUUACUGGACCACCACUUCCAUCCGAGCUUAUCAGCUUUGAGCCUGACUCCUCAAUUGAUGACCCAUUUUAUCCCAUAACCGUGUUGAGCUUCUAUACUCGUUGGGUUCAGAGGUCAGAUUCCAAUACGAACCAGUACCUGUGGGAGUCUGUGAAACCUGCUAUAGAAAAAUGGAUGAAAAAAUUUAGCGAUAACACAGACGAAGAUCAAGACUUAUACAUUUCUGAGUUGGUAAACUUGAUCGCUGCCGUAUCUUAUGCCCAGCCAGCUUAUGCUCAAGACCAAACUACCAAGUAUGGUUGGUUUUCACCCGAUUUUCUCGAUCCCACAUCUAUCGACCACCAUAUUCUCUUUCUUUCCAAAUUCAAUCCUGACGCUAUACCAGAAGACCCUGGAUACCAGAUCUUGGGUCUGCUUCUGCUUCUCACCAAAAGAUACUUCCCGAUAUUGCUCAACAUGAUUCUGAGUUCCAAAACGUUCGAAAUCUUGAAAAGUACGCUUCUGUCGCAGAAGUUGUCAAGGCUAUCAUAUGACUUCUUGUACCAGUUUCUCGUACAGUCGACUCGAUUCCCCUACUCUGCCGACUACUUGCUCAAUCUGCUUCCCUCAAUGGUCUCAGAUUACCUAGUCAGCCUGCCCUCAGCAAUCAGCGACCCGGAAAUAUGGAAUUUGAAAAAAGAAGCACUCCACAAUUUACUAGGACAUUCUGAUUUGGGUAUGUGGGCGGAUAAAAUAACCUCAACUUACACGUUAAUGGUGAACGGCAAGAAUGUCAAAGAUAUUGAGCCUACAGUUGAUAUUAUGGACGAAGCGGCAUAG
Messenger RNA from Meyerozyma guilliermondii ATCC 6260, 1017 nucleotides. It is a transcript of the gene HSM3, whose product is annotated as Hsm3p. Lineage: Eukaryota; Fungi; Ascomycota; Pichiomycetes; Serinales; Debaryomycetaceae. Bases 1 to 1017 code for a protein of 338 amino acids. The record is from RefSeq and is a predicted model, not a curated record. The transcript has a single exon.